This is a messenger RNA of Leptonychotes weddellii (Weddell seal), 1744 nucleotides long. RefSeq names its product serine/threonine-protein kinase PLK2. The record is from RefSeq and is a predicted model, not a curated record. Lineage: Eukaryota; Metazoa; Chordata; Mammalia; Carnivora; Phocidae. Gene Ontology annotation, cellular component: centriole; nucleus; kinetochore. Gene Ontology annotation, molecular function: ATP binding; protein serine/threonine kinase activity. Gene Ontology annotation, biological process: regulation of synaptic plasticity; G1/S transition of mitotic cell cycle; mitotic spindle organization.
GCUGCGGCGGCCGGUGGGCGGGGCGUCGCCCGUGACGUCGCAUCCCGUUUCGAUUCUCCGCCCCUCUUCUUGGCCCGUAUAUAAGACUUGGCCGGGCGUUCGCACUCUCACAAGUGGACGCGAACGUCAGGCGCGGGUUGUUGGUGGAGGCGGGGGCUCGAGGGCAAGGGCCAGCUCGGACGUGUGUCCGCGCUUCGGAGGUGGCAGCAGGCAGUGCCGGGCGGUGAGGCGACGAUGGAGCUCUUGCGGACUAUCACCUACCAGCCGGCCGCUAGCACCAAGAUGUGCGAGCAGGCGCUGGGCAAGGCUUGUGGCGGGGACUCUAAGAAGAAGCGGCCGCAGCAGCCCCCCGAGGAGCCGCAGCCGCCGCAGCCCCAGGCGCAGGGGCAGCCGGCGGCCCCGCACCACCAUCACCACCACUCGCACUCUGGGGCUGAGAUCUCGCGGAUUAUCGUGGACCCCACGACGGGGAAGCGCUACUGCCGGGGCAAAGUGCUGGGAAAGGGUGGCUUUGCCAAAUGUUACGAGAUGACAGAUUUGACAAACAACAAAGUCUAUGCUGCAAAAAUUAUUCCUCACAGCAGAGUAGCUAAACCUCAUCAAAGGGAAAAGAUUGACAAAGAAAUAGAGCUUCACAGAAUCCUUCAUCAUAAGCAUGUAGUGCAGUUUUACCACUACUUUGAGGACAAAGAAAAUAUUUACAUUCUCCUGGAAUACUGCAGUAGAAGGUCCAUGGCUCAUAUCUUGAAAGCAAGGAAGGUGUUGACAGAGCCAGAAGUCCGAUACUACCUCAGGCAGAUUGUGUCUGGACUGAAGUACCUUCAUGAACAAGAAAUCUUACACAGAGAUCUCAAACUAGGGAACUUUUUUAUUAAUGAAGCCAUGGAAUUAAAAGUCGGGGACUUCGGUUUGGCAGCCAGGCUGGAACCCUUGGAACACAGGAGGAGAACAAUAUGUGGUACCCCAAAUUAUCUCUCUCCUGAAGUCCUCAACAAGCAAGGACAUGGCUGUGAAUCAGACAUUUGGGCCUUAGGUUGUGUAAUGUAUACAAUGUUACUAGGAAGACCCCCCUUUGAAACGACAAAUCUGAAAGAAACGUACAGGUGCAUAAGAGAAGCAAGGUAUACAAUGCCAUCUUCAUUGCUGGCUCCUGCUAAGCACUUAAUAGCUAGCAUGUUGUCCAAGAAUCCAGAGGAUCGUCCCAGUUUGGAUGACAUCAUUCGACAUGAAUUUUUUUUGCAGGGCUUCACCCCAGACAGACUCUCUUCUAGCUGUUGUCAUACAGUUCCAGACUUCCACUUGUCAAGCCCGGCUAAGAAUUUCUUUAAGAAAGCAGCUGCCGCUCUUUUUGGUGGCAAAAAAGACAAAGCAAGAUAUAUUGACACACAUAAUAGAGUGUCUAAAGAAGAUGAAGAAAUUUACAAGCUUAGGCAUGAUUUGAAAAAGACUUCAAUAACUCAACAACCCAGCAAACACAGGACAGAUGAGGUAUGCCGGAAAAGAAUAAAAUAGAUAUAAACACUUUAUAUCAUUUCUGCUCUUUGCUAAUUAUCACAUGGAUUAUGAUUAUCACGAUUCAGAUAUGUUGUAUUUACUUAAAGCUUUUCUUCCAAUCGUUUAAAAGGAAAGAUUUGGUUUUUCAGUUUAACAGCGCAUGUACUUGAGUCACCAAAACACCUUUUGUGCCCAUUGCUUUUUUUUUUUUUAAAGAUUUAUUUAUUUAUUUGAGAGAGCGAGAAUGAGA